Molecule: messenger RNA, 2857 nt
Organism: Macadamia integrifolia
Lineage: Eukaryota; Viridiplantae; Streptophyta; Magnoliopsida; Proteales; Proteaceae
Exons: 8
Coding region: 467-2509 (680 amino acids)
Molecular function (GO): catalytic activity
Source: RefSeq, a predicted model, not a curated record
AAUUUAGAGAGAGAUAGAGAGAGAGCUCCGCUAAAGACCAGUUUCGCCUUCUUCUGAUAACCAUUGCUUAAAAAAAGAAAAGCAGAGGGGGGAAGAGAGGGGAAGAAGAAAAUCAGAAUCUCUCCUCGGAUUCGGCUUCACUGAUCUUUGAAACCCUAGCCAUGGCGCCCGCGAAAGAUUUCGAACAAGGUUCAUCUGCUUCUAACCGACGUUGUCGCCUUUUACUAGCCGUAUGAUGGCUGGUAAACCACCGGAAAACGAAAAUGCUUUUUCUCUUUUUAUCAUGUCAUUGGCUAGGGUUUCAUCUCGUUCUCUAUCUUCUGGAAGUAAGAAGUUCUACUUGAUUGAUGAUGGUUUGAGAACGCGAUCAUCAUUUUGAUCAUCUGAGGAGGAGAGCUAGAUAGAUAGAUAGGUCUCUGUUUGUUUUUUCGUUUUCCGGUGGUGACUUUACCUUUAUAUCGCCGCUAUGGCUGCCGGAAAAGGAUGUUUUGAGAGGAUAAGAAGAUGCAUUCGGACGGUUUUCUUUAUGUUGACUAUGAUAGCCUCACUUCUCGUUCUGUCGGCUCCUUUGCUUGUCGCUGUUGGAGAUACAUUAGUGCCUUGUGUUUUAAUUUCGAGCUUUACGUGUGUGAAAUGCUAUAGCUUCAAAGAGCAUUUGCAUAGAUACGGGUUCAGGAGUUCUUUGGUGGAUAUUCCGCUUGUUUCGGUCAUCAGAUCUCUCGUCAUAACGUGUGUUUAUUCUUUCUGUGAUGGCCCAGGGCUCUCUCAUGGGCCUUAUCUUGGAAUUACAACACUCUGCUCCUUUGUGUCAGUUGUUAUUCUAUCAGUGAAGGCUUGUAUUUUCACUGUAAUUUCGGAAUUCCAUGAUGAAGCUUCUUCCUCCCCAGCAAGACAAAAGCUUCAUUUGAAGAAGUCCUGGGGAAUGCCUGUUUUAUUCCUCUCUUCAUUAGUCUUUGCACUUGGUCAUAUUGUGGUUGCCUAUAGAACAAGCUGCAAAGCACGGAGAAAGCUUCUGUUUCACAGGGUCGACCCAGAAUCAGUUUUAUCCUGCAAGAAUGUGUUUUCUGGUUACCAGAAGAUUCCACGAUCUCCAACGCCGUCUGCAGGGAAAACCCCCAAAAGUGACAGUGAAACAUGGAGAAAACCUUUUGCAGUUGUUCGUGAUGAAAGAGAACUUCCAGUGCGAUUACUUGCAGAUAUUGACAGCUUAUUUAUUGCUUGCCAAGGUCUUAGGCUUCAUUACAAGCUCAGCUUGUCUGAAUCUUCAUCUUGUACUUUGGCAUCCACUACCUUUCUUGGACCAAAUCCCAGUUGCAACUCACCCAGAAUGGCCUCAGGAAGGCUUAAAAUUGACAAGGCACCUCAAACCGUUCCAUCUAAAACCCAACAUCAUCUCCACCGAAGCUUUAGCAACCAAUUCUACAGUUCUUUAUAUGAUCCAUUAUUAGAUGACUCUGCAACAUCGCCUGUUUAUUUGUCUGAAGAAAUUCCAGUGUUCAGCCUGGAUGAUGGUGAUUGUGAAAGAGGGCUGUUAAAUCUUGUGAGCUUGGAUGGAGAUGCAGAGGGAACUGGAAAGUUUGGCAUUGUUCUGGUACAUGGAUUUGGUGGAGGUGUCUUCUCAUGGAGACAUGUGAUGGGGGUGCUGGCAAGACGGGUUGGAUGCACUGUUGCAGCUUUUGAUCGGCCUGGAUGGGGAUUAACUUCUCGGCCACGCAGGAAGGAUUGGGAGGAAAAGCAAUUGCCAAAUCCUUAUAAGCUCGAAACUCAGGUUGAUCUGCUCCUUGCUUUCUGUUCGAAGAUGGGGUUUUCUUCUGUGGUACUUGUUGGUCAUGAUGAUGGAGGGCUUCUUGCUCUGAAAGCUGCACAAAAAGUUCAGACAUCUUCAACUUCAGUCCAUGUGGAUAUCAAGGGUGUUGUACUUCUCAGUGUCAGCUUGUCAAGAGAAGUUGUCCCUGCUUUUGCCAGGAUUCUCCUGCGUACUUCCCUGGGGAAGAAACACUUGGUCCGCCCCCUACUACGAACUGAGAUAACUCAAGUAGUUAAUCGGAGAGCAUGGUAUGAUGCAACCAAGUUAACCACAGAGGUCUUGAGUCUCUACAAGAUGUUUUUAUCUUGGGUACCAGAUGUAUUUAGAGCAUAUUUAGCUUCAGCCCCUGGACUUCUAGAAGGCAAGGAGGCACCACUGUGCAUCGAAGGAUGGGAUGAAGCGCUUCAUGAGAUAGGUAGACUGGCAUUUGAAACUGUUCUUCCACCAGAAAAUGCUGCUUUGUUGCUGAAAUCAGUCAAAGACUUGCCGGUUUUGGUUGUUGCUGGGGCCGAGGAUGCCCUUUUACCACUCAAAUCCGCUCAAGCUAUGGCUUCAAAACUUGGAAAUUCUAGACUAGUUGAAGUAUCUGGGUGUGGCCAUCUUCCACAUGAGGAGUGCCCCAAUGCAUUACUAGCAGCUUUAUCACCCUUCAUUAGCAGACUCUUGUCACCGGUCCAGCAUCAUGGCUUACAAAGACAAUAGCAUUUUUUGGUUGUCGUUUUAUAUUAGUUGCAGGUUCCUUAUUUUUCAAUUUUUUUUUCUCUUUCAAUUCUUCAAUUUACAUCAAGAGCAGAGCCGAAAACCUCUCCUCUUGGGUAGUUUUGAUGUGUUAUAUGUAUGUCGUCUUGGAGCCAAGCCCUGAUUGGUUCUUGAGCUCUGAUGUGUAUUUUUUUUUUCCUUUUAAUAUCUUGUGGGUCUUGUACUUUUCCACAAAGGGAGUGGAAAAUGUCGUAUUUGUAUAUUUCUCAGGGUGGUGUGUUAGAUGCAUGAUUUGAAACAUUGUUCGUUUCAUAUCUCAACUUAUCUAAUGCCAAAAGUUGAAGAUCAAAA